AAGUGCUUGGCUACGCUUGCAGCAGGGUCGGGGGGGCCCAGGACCCUCACCUGGCACUCACGUGGCAGGACACGCACGCAAGCCUUUCGGCCAGAUGCUGCAAGUCCACUCGGAGAGGUGCCGGGAUGAGGCCCCUGCCCUGGUCAUGCAGGGUCACUGGAGCCGAGGCCCGGGGCGGAGGCUUCCGGGCAGCGUUGGGCUGAGUGGGCACUCGGCUGCCCCCGCCCGGCCCUGUGUCCUGCGGGCCGAGCACCGUGUGUCACCACUGGGCAAGGGGCCACAGCUGCUCAGCCCCGCAGGGUCGCGGCCGCCUGGAGGGCAGGAAGGACGGCAGGCACGGACGGCCGUUCUCAGUGAAGGGCCUUGCACGCACUACUGAGGAGCGACCAUGGGCCUGCUGGCCUUCCUGAAGACCCAGUUCCUGGUGCACCUCCUCAUCGGGUUUGUCUUCGUGGUGAGCGGGCUGGUCAUCAACUCCAUCCAGCUGUGCACGCUUGUCCUCUGGCCCCUCAACAAGCAGCUGUACCGCCGGGUCAACUGCCGCCUGUCCUACUCGCUGUGGAGCCAGCUGGUCAUGCUUCUGGAGUGGUGGUCAGGCACUGAGUGCACGCUCUUCACCGACAAGGCCACGUUGGAGCGGCUGGGGAAGGAGCACGUGGUCAUCAUCCUCAACCACAACUUCGAAAUCGACUUCCUCUGUGGAUGGACGAUGUGUGAGCGGUUUGGCGUGCUGGGGAGCUCCAAAGUCCUCGCUAAAAAGGAGCUGCUUUACGUGCCCCUCAUCGGCUGGACAUGGUACUUCCUCGAGAUCGUGUUCUGCAAACGGAAAUGGGAGGAGGACAGGGACACUGUGAUCGAAGGCCUGAAGCGCCUGGCUGACUACCCCGAGUACAUGUGGUUCCUCCUGUACUGCGAGGGGACGCGCUUCACCGAGACCAAGCACCGCGUCAGCAUGGAGGUGGCCGCGGCCAAGGGGCUGCCCGCGCUCAAGUACCACCUGCUGCCCCGCACCAAGGGCUUCACCACGGCCGUGCAGUGUCUCCGCGGGACGGUCGCCGCCGUCUACGACGUGACCCUGAACUUCAGGGGGAACAAAAACCCGUCCCUGCUGGGCAUCCUCUACGGCAAGAAGUAUGAGGCCGACAUGUGCGUGAGGAGGUUUCCUCUGGAAGAGAUCCCACUGGAUGAGAAGGAAGCGGCCCAGUGGCUUCAUAAACUGUACCAGCAGAAGGAAAACUUAAAAUGGCACGAAGACAUUUCCUUGUUGGUGCAACACUCCCUGGAACCCGGGAGGCCCGGGUCCCCACCUGUGCUGCUGUGGCUGGCAGCAGGGUCCCCUUUCCGGGACUCUGCCAGGAUCCUCGGGCUCCUCUUCUCCCGGUCGGCGUCAGCCUUGCUUGACAGGGAAGGCGAGCGAGGAGGACGCCCUGCAGGAGAUGUACGCCCAGGAGGGCGUGUUCCCCGGGGAGCAGUUCAAGCCCGCCCGGCGGCCCUGGGCCCUCCUGAACUUCCUCUUCUGGGCCACCGUCCUCCUGUCGCCGCUCGUCAGCUUUGUGCUCGGCGUCUUUGCCAGCGGGUCGCCCCUCCUGAUCCUCACCUUCUUGGGGUUCGUUGGAGCAGCUUCCUUUGGCGUGCGCAGACUGAUAGGCGUAACGGAAAUCGAGAAAGGCUCCAGCUACGGGAACCAAGAAUUUAAGAAAAAGGAAUGAUUAAUGGCUGUGAUUGAACCCGCGUGACCUGAUGGUGGUAUCUAAUUAACUCAAUUAAAACAGAACAACACACAGAGGAAAAGACACUUAGAAACUAUUUUUCUUACUAACUGGUGACUAACAUUAACAAAUAAAACUUGAGCCAGGAGUGAAGAGACCGGAAGGACCGACAGGUGAAGACUGGCCCCCCUGCCUGGGCCGGGCCCCCCGCGGGCAGCGUCUGGCCUCUGGGUGGGGACGGCUCCCAGGAACGGACGCGCUCGAGAACUCUGCUUGCAAGAGGAGCCUUUGGAUGCUUUCUCUUCUUAAACUUAGAUCUAGUUUUUGGGUUGGUUUUAUUUUUUUUACUCAGUUAUUUUGGGAAUGUAACCUGACCCCGCACUUCUUCCUCUGCACCCCCCAGAAAACUGCCUCUCAAAGAGUUGUCCGGUGUCCUCCUGGGAACGACUAUGGGUGCCUGGUCCCCCAAAGGCUUGGUCCCGCCCCGCUUGGCGGUGGCCGUGGCUUCCAGGCCCUUUGGGGCAGGGGCCCGGUGGUGGGAAAGUUCUCUUCUUGAUAAGCACAUACUGAAUGUACCACACUGAUUUGGGGCAAACCCCAUUGUCACUUGCGCCCUCCACCAGGGCUCAGCUGCAGGGGGUCCCCGCUCUGUCCUCUGGAGCACCAGCCUGAGGGUGGAGACCUCAGAUCCUGGGUUUCAAGUGGACGGUACCCCGAGAACUUGGUGCCGUGUAGGGCUCCACCCAGCUCCUCUUUUCCUCCUUGUGGCCACUGGACCCCAGCUCCUCUGUGCUGGAUGUGGGGCACCCCCACCCCUGCACCCUGAUCAGGGGUCCCCCCGGGGAGCUGAUCUCCAUGGUGGGGGGCAGGGCUUGGUGGCCCCACAGACCGCAGCCCCCCCCACCCCGGCGGGACCCUGUACAGGUGACGUCUCCAGCGAGCCUCUUCACUCAAGGGUGGUGGAGAUGGGCAGUGCCGCACAUUGGCUUGGGGAGCCUGCGUUUGCUCCGGUGGCGUGGGGUGUUUCUGGCUUCCUGAUGGGAAGUGGAGACGCUGCACUUCUCCCAGCUCCGCUCCCUCUCCCGUGCAGGUGGGGCCCUGCUCGCCCCCCGCGCGCCCUCCCUCGGCUCCCCUCUGUCUAAAUGACCGUCCCCGAGCGUCCUGCUGACUGCGGACACACGAGGGCGGGCGGCGCUUGGCCGUUGCCCCUCUCCCGGGAGGGGCUCCCUCUGGCCCAGGCCUUCGAGGGAAACGCUUUACCUCCCAGCAGGCAGUUGCUUCCCCAGGCACAGUUGGGGUGCAGCUUGGCCUGGGGCGGGGGCUGCCUGGGAGGAGAGGGGGUGUCGGCCGGGGCGCCCAGGACUCCCCACCCGGCACCCCCAGCCUCGCCCACACCUCUAGGUGGCUUUUUUCUUAAACUUCCAACUUGCUUUUUUUAAGUCACACUCUCCUCGUCUUUUUUAGCAAGGGGAAAGAAAAGAACGUGUGUUAUCGCAGAUAUAUUUUAACCAGCAUUCUGGACACAGGCAGGUUGAAUUUUGUAGAAGAAAAAAAAAUAGGAAGAAAGAGGCAUGGAGGAGAUGCUAAGCUGAACUGAGCAAGUGCCUCUGCCUUGGCCCGAAGGAGGACUGACUGAGACGGCGUCUGUCCUCCGUGACGAGGGCGCUGCGCCCAGAGGUCUGGCUGGGGGCCGGGAGCGCGGGGAGAAGGCGCGGAGCAGCGCCGCACGGUCCUGCCCUCGCGAGCAAGAAGGAACCAACACGAGUCGGCAUGCUCCCCCGGCUGCCCCUGCCGGCUUGCGGGGCCUGGAGGACGGGGCGCCCGCGGGGGACCAGUGACUUCCCUGGAGUUGUCCCUUCUCCCCGACAUAACCUGCUGCUGUCUGCGAGCAUUUUAGUUCUAGGCCAUCAGCUCCUCCUAAUGCACCUAAAGAAUUUUAAAGGCAAAGCUACAACCAUGCGGGAUUCAUCCCCUGGGAGAUGCAAAUCUAGAUCUCUGGCCAUUUAGUUAAUAGUUCGUGUUUCCUAAAUAAGUUCCCUCCCCUCGAAAUGAAUCUGCGUGUGUAAAGUCUACAAGUCAGCGAAGGGACGGUGGGGGGUAGUAGGUUAAAAUGGAGAAGAUCAAGGCAGUGGGUGUACGUUUUAAAUCUCCUCCAAUUUUCUUCCGACUGAACAUGUCCUGGCUCGUUUGGGCACUAAGCCCUUGGGGAGUGAUGACGACUAUAAAUGUCUGGGGUUUUUUGGAGGGUGGUGGUGUUUGCUUUUGACCCAUUUCUGGAAGGAAAGGGGGGAGGAGAGCUCCUUUGAUUUUUUUUUUUUAAUUAAAUGAAUAAAUCCCAGAAUAGUGCUUUUCCUUUUUCUUUUUCCUUUACGUCCCUAAUACCAAGCUCCGAGGGUUGCUAGUGCAUGUGGUCGUGUCAGCUUUCAUGCCAGAUCUUGGCAGCUGAAGCAACUUGCUGGCCCUGGGACGGUCCGUGCUGGUCGCGGAGAAGGGGGCUCAUUUCAAGCCUGGAGCCGCUGAUGGCCCCUGCGGGGUCCUGGGUGGGCAGAGGACAGGGAGGCCGUGCUGGCUCACAGUCCCCAGGCCUCCCAGGCACUGCCGUGGGGACUUGGGCUGGUGGCCACUGGCUGGCACGUGUCUCAGUUCAGACGCAUGUCCCAGCUGGGCCCAGGGGACGGUCCCAGAGCCCGCUCUCAAGCAGACGUGUCUCAGGCACAGGGCAGAGGGCUGCAGUUCUUUGGCCCCCUCCCAGGAGUUCCGGGGGCUUCCAAGGUGUCUGUAGCGUUUCAUGGUAACUUUGUAGCAGGAACCAGCACCAGAGGCCCCUCGGGCAUCUCUCUUUGGGGUCUUUUUCUGUUCAUGUUGCGAGCUUGACUGUCGUCCGCUCACGCGUGUGAGCAGACAUAAAAGACUUCACUGGUCAGAAGGGAGGGUGUUUUGGAGAUUUGGGAAUGCUGUAUUUACGUCCUCUUUUUUAAAAAUGUAAGGCCUUGGAGAGGGUUCCAAAUGACUACCCGCUUAUAAGUGCUUUAACCCAGAAAAGGAAACAAUGCUGGUCACCAGCACUUGGUGACAGCGUACCAGACUCCCAGCCCUGGCUGAGGGGCUUUCAGGUCCCUGUCCUCACAAAGCACACCCUCUGGUUGAAGAAUGCGCGCUGAGUGUUUAAACCACUAAUAACAUAAAACAAAAACGUAAGCACUUUCUUAAAGCAAUGCAGAUUUUCUCAUCAAUUUUGAAUCUACCUUGUCUGUCCCCUUACCCCCUUCUGUGGACCGCGCAUGACAAUUCUUUGCACAAAUCUAGUCAAGGUGUUGAGCACUGAGGUCAGUCGGAAGGAAAAGCAGGGGUUGGACCCAGCAGCACGCGCCCCAGCAGGUCAAAAGGUGCCGCGAGGCCGUCCACACCCUUCGUGACUUCCAAUUUGAGUCAAAUGUGGGGUAAAGAAUAAGUAACUUUCUGCAUGUUGCUUCAUCUUGGCCUGAGACACUUACAGGACAAGCCAGACAUCAUCCUUCCAGCCCUGCUGAUUUUCCUCUGAACUGCUCCACCCACACCUGAACUCAGGCUGCAAACUUCUUCCCAAUGGCUGCAGCCCUUAGCAUGCAACGGCAGGUGCCUGGUGCUGUGUGACGUGGCUUGCAACUUCUCUGCAGCAAAACCAGAUCCAGGAUGGAAGUCGGGCCCGGAAGCAGCCUGCCCCUGGCCCUCACCAGUGAGCUACCCCCAGACCCAACCUGAGCUGCCCACAUCCACAGACUAGGCCAUCAGCUGUGGGGCUGCUGGGGUGGACGCCGACGUUUUGUUCUCCACAUUCCUACAGAUUGGGGCCAGGAUGAAAAAAAAUGCAGUUUGUGGGUAAAAGAUGUUCCAGCUGCCAUCUGCUAAACUGAGUGGGUUGGACAUACAUGAACUGAGUUUUGUUACGAGCAUUAGCCACUGCCUACUUCAGUGGAAAUGGUGGCAUUCUUGCCAGCUGCUGGGGAAAUCAAAUGGUGAGCACUUUUGGGGAUGCUAGAAAAUUCCAAGAGAAUUUGGCAUCAGAUAGCCCAGGCGGCACAGUAUAUUCUUCUCAAGGAUGACUGAAUUGCUUUAAAAUUUUAAGCUUUGUAAUGACAAGGUCGCCUGGGGUUUUCUUUUCUCAUAAGCUUUUCAGUUUCUUAAGUUUUUGUUACAAAAGUACUUAGAAGUCAAACUGUGAAUGAGAUACUGAAAAUGCACUCAAUUGUAUUAAAUUAAACUGGAGUCAGUUGAUACAAUGCAGAAAUGCAUCUGCUCUACUUGGAUUUAUUGCCUCAGAAUUGUUAAGUUGUGACAAUCAAAUGUUACUUGCCUAAAUGCCAGGAAAUUCCACUGGCUUCUUAAUCACUCAGAUUGCCAGCAAGUACUGUAACUGUAAAUGAAAAUAUUUCUCCUCGGAAAGCCACAGAAACCACUGAUUGUUGUGCGCGUGGUGGACCUUUGGGGUUCUUUUUCUAUAAUUGAUCUACCAUCCCUGAAAGCCGGCUAGUUUCAAAGGGUGGUACGUAGUAUACAGGGUGCAAAUGUAUUAUAUGGACGUUUCCUUUUGUACGCUUCAUUUUUACAAUUUUUGCUACUCACAAGCUUUACGUAGUCAAGGUUAGAGGUAUUUUUGGUCUGUAGAAGCUUGUAGGGGGUGGGGGGAGCCGCGUUAGACUUUAAAAAGCCUGGUCCCACGCUCCGCAGAGAUCUCUUUGUAGCAAGCCGCGGGGAGCUCUUGUUUGGCAGAAUUUUCUGAGUACAGGUGUUGAAGGCGUCAUACUUGGUUUAUUAAAAUUGCAACUGUGAAAGAAAGGGAUAAAAAGUCCAGACAUAUGAGAAGGCGACCCUGCUUCCUUUUGUUUCUCUGCCUCUAGUCUAGACUUGGAUUUUUCCAGGGGGUUGAAAAGCCGGCGGCAUCCUUGAGGGCCUGGGGCCACGGCUGGACAUGGCUCUUCUCGGAGGCCGGCCCGCAGGUGGCACUUUCUGGAAGGGGGAUGCGAGGUGGGUGAUAAUCGGGCAGCAAACACGGGCAGAAACUGGUUGGUACCCAAAAUAUGCCGAAGGACCCACCAUCUGAAAACAAGUUUCAAAAGCCAUCAGGGACAAAAGGUUUUCCAAAGUAGGCAUGUGUAUAUCAAAAACUAUUUUUUGUAAAGACAAAUUCAUUCUAUGGAGAAAAAUCUUAAUGGAGGAGGCCCUUUUUCUUCUUUAUAAAGAAAAACCUCUUGUUUGAAACAAGAGACACUGCAGGUUCUCGCUUGUCUGUCUUCUGAUAAUAAACUGAGCUGAAAGAAA
Choloepus didactylus (southern two-toed sloth) is the source of this 7007-nucleotide messenger RNA. It is a transcript of the gene AGPAT3, whose product is annotated as 1-acylglycerol-3-phosphate O-acyltransferase 3. The record is from RefSeq and is a predicted model, not a curated record. Gene Ontology annotation, cellular component: endoplasmic reticulum; endomembrane system. NCBI's taxonomy places the organism in Eukaryota, Metazoa, Chordata, Mammalia, Pilosa, Megalonychidae. Gene Ontology annotation, molecular function: 1-acylglycerol-3-phosphate O-acyltransferase activity. The coding region runs from base 389 to 1696 and encodes 435 amino acids. The transcript has 10 exons.